UAAGCUUCAUGGCUGCCUUGUUUGCAAGAUUUACAACAUGGUUCUUCAUGCCUUCCAGCAUGGAGAUUAUGAAUGGCAAGAUCCAAAAUCAGAGGAUGAGGUAGUUAACAUAACAUUUGUAAAUCGAGAUGGUAAAAAAAUUCCUGUAAGGGGAAAGAUAGGCGAUAACAUUCUCUAUCUUGCUCACCGCUAUGAAAUUGAAUUAGAAGGUGCUUGCGAAGCUUCUUUAGCAUGCAGUACUUGCCAUGUGUAUGUAGAUGAUGAGUACAUUGAAAAGUUGCCAGAACCACUAGAAGAGGAGGAGGAUAUGCUUGACUUGGCUGUCUUUUUAAGGAAUAAUUCAAGACUUGGUUGUCAAAUUAUUUUGACUAAAGAGCUUGAUGGCUUGACACUUCGGUUACCUCAGGCUACACGCAACUUUUAUGUGGAUGGUCAUGUUCCUAAACCACAUUAGGUCACUCACAAAAAAUAGAUUUAUUUGAAACCAUGACAUGCAUGAAAAUAUAAGUUGAAUUUAAUGAUUGUUAAAAAGAUUGCUAAAAUGGGCAUUGAUUUUGCUAGAUCUAUUUUGGCAGUCAUAUAAAUAGUGAAUGUAAUCAUUUAUGUUAAUAAAUUUAUGCAAAAUC
Molecule: messenger RNA, 626 nt
Organism: Cherax quadricarinatus
Lineage: Eukaryota; Metazoa; Arthropoda; Malacostraca; Decapoda; Parastacidae
Source: RefSeq, a predicted model, not a curated record